GGCAUGGCUUCGCAGCGGCUGCCCCAAAACAAUGGUCUGUGGCAUCAGCCCAACUACCACACGGCCAGGCUUGCAGACAACCGAGAGCCCGAUCGACCGCGGAGUCGUCCCCAGUUCCUUGUAGCCAUGUCAUUCCGCCACUCCGCCAACUGGCGAAACCAGGCCGCUGGGAAAGGCUUCGACGACACAGCAUCCGCCAGAUGCAUCGUUGACGCCUCGCAAGCCCUUCCACGAUGCGUUUCCAUCGUGCAGCAGCUGUCACGCAAAGCCGCCGGCGCCUUGUGCUUCCGCAGAGGCUGGAGGCUGGACGCCGCUGCCUGCGACACACACUGCAGCGACGGAGAUUCCAAGACCCAAAAGACGGCACCAGACGCGCGCAAAAUGGACCGAAUAUGCACUUCCACGUGGAGAUCCACCCAUCUAGGCAGAAUGUACGACGACGGUGCGCCGGGUCUGGCGUCAGAGAGAUUGAGUUGAGCAGGGUAUCGAAUGCUCUGCUUAUUGCACCAUGCCUGUUCAGAGGCACACGUGCCGCAGGCAAUAUAGCAAAAGGUCUAAUUUUAGCCCGACAAUUCACCCUUCAAGUGGCCCA
Messenger RNA from Alternaria rosae, 592 nucleotides. RefSeq lists its product as uncharacterized. Bases 4 to 477 code for a protein of 157 amino acids. The record is from RefSeq and is a predicted model, not a curated record. Lineage: Eukaryota; Fungi; Ascomycota; Dothideomycetes; Pleosporales; Pleosporaceae. The transcript has a single exon.